CUUUUUUAUGUCGCGAAUUCAGCUGUGGUAAUAUUUAGGCCCCGAACCGGUUUACCGAUAUUUCGGACCAGAUGUAACAAUUAACUCUAUUUCGGAUAAAUCAUUAUAUGCUGCAAACGAAUAAAAAGAAUGGUAAAAGUUUGUGGUAUACCAUAUGUCAUUCUCAAAUUUUCAAAAAUAAAGAUUGUGAAAAAAAUAAGAGUUAUGAUACAAAUUAUCAAGCUAGUAUGCAAGUGGAUACUUCUAUAAAGAACUCUAACAAAAAGUUACAUUCUUUGAAAUUUUUAGAUGAGUUUGGUUGGUAUUGGGGUCCUUUGACAUGGAUUGAGGCUGAAAAACAAUUAAAAAACAGUUCGGAAGGUUCUUUUUUAAUCAGAGAUAGCACCGAUGACUACCAUUUAUUUACUCUUAGCUUUAAAACCAAUGGAAAAAUUUUCCAUUUUCGAUUGCAAAAUUUAUAUAAUUAUAUGGAUCUAAUUAAAAAUGUAAAAAAUUCAAUAUGGGAAUGUCUUCUGCUUGGCAAUGAUGAUAACAAUUUGUUUUACAAGCAUUCUAUUAAAGAUCUUCCUACCGAUAUUUGUAAUAACCCUCCUAUCCCUUUAGCGCUAUAUCUUGAAAAGCCACUAAAUCGGUUUAAUAAAGCAUAUUCUCUCAAAUAUGUUUGCAGGUACAAAAUACUAUCUAUGAUUAAUAGAGAUCAAUUACAUGAAUUGAAUAUUCCUGACAGACUGCAAGCUUAUCUGCGUGAUCCGAGAUAUUUAAUUGAAUAAUUUAUAUCAAGAAUCUGGAACAAACCUGAGAAGAAAAUCAUCAAGCUAUCACAUUUUUGAAAAUUAAUACCAAACAUGUGUUAUUUAAUAUCAUCCUAACAAGCGAUGAUAUAAAAAACCUUUACUUUUGUUCAGUUCAAUUUUAUACUUUUAAUUUACUUUAAGAUUAUAAAAUUCUAAAUUGUUUUAUAUAUUUCAUCGUAAUAAAUGACAAAUGGAUUUCAA
This is a messenger RNA of Gordionus sp. m RMFG-2023, 995 nucleotides long. Its product is annotated as suppressor of cytokine signaling 6-like. Gene Ontology annotation, molecular function: 1-phosphatidylinositol-3-kinase regulator activity. NCBI's taxonomy places the organism in Eukaryota, Metazoa, Nematomorpha, Gordioida, Chordodea, Parachordodidae. The record is from RefSeq and is a predicted model, not a curated record. Gene Ontology annotation, cellular component: phosphatidylinositol 3-kinase complex. The transcript is spliced from 4 exons. The coding region runs from base 108 to 770 and encodes 220 amino acids. Gene Ontology annotation, biological process: phosphatidylinositol phosphate biosynthetic process; intracellular signal transduction.